AACAAUUUUGUAAAAAUGGACAUUGAAAAGCUAUUUCUGAAUAUUGAAAGCUUAGAACAUUAUAUCAACAUCACAAAAGAUGUUUCAAGGAAAUAUAAAAACACGAAAAUACAAUUGAACAUGUCGACUGUAAUUUCUUUGAAAAAGGCUCGUUUUUUCGAAGUUGAGUACUUCACAGAGUGCGAUGGCCAUGGUGCAGCAAUCAUCAUUAUUGAGCGACUGUUGGAAGUUGGCCGUUCGAAAAUAUGGGGUCUUCUUGGCAAAGAGCUUGUGUUAUUAUUUCAGCACUGGUUGGAUUCAACAAGGAAACAACUUAUUAUUAUGACAAAGAACUGGUGGUCAUUUAUGAAGUUGCUUCUCAAGUUUAUAAAGGAGCUAAGACUAAAAGACAGUGUCCUCCCAGACAUGCUAGUUGAAGGGACAGCGGAGUACCUCCUGGACUUGGCAACCAGGUCUCAGGUUAAUGUUCAGCAACGGCUGGACAUCUUGUACUGUCUCAACUUGUGCUGCGCCGACUCCAGCAGGGAAGUCAGGUUCUCUACCAGGCAUCGAUUGGAGACUUAUUUUGUAAAGCUAUCGACUAUCCUAGCUACUACAGGACACGUCCCAACCCAGUACUACAUACUGGAGACAUUACUCCGCUGGCUGUUGCCGAGACAGAACACGAGUGUGCGGCAAACGGCGGCCUCUAUGUGGUUCCCCGAAAACCUGUACAGAAAGGAGGCAGUUGGUGUAUUUCUCGAGAGGAAGUGGCAGAAUUUUUAUCUGGACGCUCGAGACUUCCUCAACGCCCACAAUCAGUCUCCGGGACUCCCCACGUCCGUUGCCUACCGUCAGAUCACGAUCGGCACUUUAAUUAUGGAGUGCUCAACAAAACGUGACGCCUGGCUGGACAUAAACCCAGCCACCAAAAGUAUCACAAUACUACUGGAGCCGCGUAUGACUGAAGUGUUGAAGUUGCCCGCAGCUACCAUGCACACCCUGGUUGUGGAUAGUGAUAUAGUCACGUGUGUUAAACUUGGCAGGGAAUCUUCAGAAUUGACAUUAGUAAUCAAAACAAUGCGUCCCCUACACACGUACCCUUCAGACCAGCCAAUAGGAGACGGGGAUAUUACUAUUGCAGUCAGCCAAAGAAACGAUCUAAGAAGGUUCGACAACGCUUUAAGAGACGUUUUUGGUGAUCUUUAUGAGAUUCUUAUAGAUUUCGAAGAGUUGUCUUCGUCGUCUCCUCACAAAGCUGAUGGGAAUAAAAAGAUAGUCAGUAGUUCGGAAGAAGACACGAGAUUUUCUCACCCAGUUCGUACUACGCGACGUAAAUUUUCAGGAUAUGUGACAAAAUCGGCUUCUACGUGGAAGUCUCCGUCUACGACGUCCACGACGUCGCUAGCUCUUCUCCACGAUAGACUAGAAGCGUUGCCAAAAUUUAGAUUCAAUAAAGAACCAGUAAAAGUUGCCGCUUUGCCCGAUUUGUCUAUGGUUAGCGAAUUAACUGAAGUUAUCGAUACACAGAGUAUUGCUAGCGGAACAAGCAGUAAUAGACCUUAUCGAGGAGGUUUUAAGACUCUUAGAAAAACUGAGAAAAAGUCGCAAAGUGACGGAGAGACGUCCGUUUCUAAGAAAUAUAUAUCGCCCAUUAGUGGUGUUAAGGAACAUAAUCCUUCAUGUCUUCUGGUAGCCACAGUUGGUGCCGAUGAAUCUAUUUUAAAUGACACCAUACAAAGUCUUUCAAAAAAUAAAGAUUAUGAGUCAGACAAUAUUGUUGAUUUGCUUUUAAAAGAAGCCCUACAAAGCAAAGACGAUAAGUUAGAUAGUGGUAUCAAUACUUGUGAAAAUAGGAAAAGUCCAGAGUUGAGAGAUAGUGAUGCGAUUGAAGAUACGCCUAAUUUAGAACAACCUAAAUCAUUUAGAAAAAAAGUAACGGUUCCUAAAGAUAAUGAAUCUGAGUGCAAUGAAAUAGAUGUGUCCCAAUUUGAAUUUGUUAGUGUAAGGAAGAAGGUUUUGAUCGAUAAACAUAAGGAAAUUGAAGAUGAUGUCCAAAAUGGUAUAGAUACUAAUGACAUGCCUACGUUUGAUGAAGACGCUAUUGAAAAAUUCUUUUCUGAGCAUAUUACGCAAGAUAGAACCGGAGGUAUCGUUCUGAGUCCCACUUUAGCUAGAAAAAUAAAUGAAACCAGCUCAGAAGAUAGUAACAGUUUCAAAGAUUGUUUAGUUGAAGGAGAUUUUUGUAACGCACAAAAUUUACAAGUGAAUUUUGUGGACAUUAAUUACAUACAAGACGCAGAAGUAAUCGAUUGCUUGAAUAACAUUAUCGAUAAAGUUUGCCACGAUAUUGAAAAGUGUACAGAAAUUUUGGGAAUGGAUCAUAUAAGAAUGGAUUCAUCAAAUGUUAUGGAAAUAAAAGAAGUUGAAAAUAGAGAUGAUAAUGUGAAUCGAGUACUCGUAAACAUUGAAAAUUUAGAUUCAUAUAAUAAAAAAGUGGUUGAAACUCCCAAAAAGAAACCUAAACAGAAAAAGGUAAUUAAAUUGAAGUUUAACACAAAGAAGACACGUUCUAAAAGACAAAACAAUUUAGCGAGCAAAAUGUCUCCUAUUCCUGAAAGCAAAGAUAGUGUAGAUCCAGAAAUGCUUGAAAAAAAUAAACCUCACAUAUCAAUAGAAAAAGCUAUCUGUCCAGAAGUUUCUGAACCAACUGAUAAUAUUCUUAUUGAAGUUGCACAGGUACCAAAUGAAAAGGCGGCAACUAGUCCAGAAAUAACUAAUAUAUCCCCUAAGAGUAUCGACAGUAAUGCGCCUCUGAUUCGAAGAAGACGCAAAUUAUAUUCUCCAAAAGAUGAACAUAAUAAAACUGAUAAUUCAAAUGAAAAUACAGAAAAGCAGGAAUCAGAUGUCCAUUAUUUACAAGAUGAUGAUGAAGCAGAUUUCAAGUCCGUUUCUAAAAAUACUCCAAAAUACGCAGCUACUUGUUAUAAGGACAUAGAAAAAACGCGAAACAAACUUAUUCGCUUGCCUAAAUCAAGAAAAAAUAAAAAGCAAACUAGAUCUCAAUCUCCUAAAUCUAAAAAGGUACAUAGUUUUGACAACUUAAAUUCCAGAGUUGAUGUUAUUUUGGCUAAAAAGAGGUCACCGUCUCCAAGGACUAAAAAGAUGAAUGACCUUUUUGAUAAUUUGAAAACGAAUGUCGAAGAGCACGAUGUUAUUUUCGCAGAUAAUAAAUUUAACGAAGAAGAAUUGGCUGUAUACAAUUUUACGAGUGACAGUGAAGAUGAGGACUUUAAGAAGAAAAAAGUUGAAUUGAAAAAGCGCUUUAGCACUACGACUAAUGCUAGUUGCGAUUCAAUUAUAUCUCGCCAUGGCAGAGUCGUCAAUAAAGUAAAUUACUCAGAAAGAUCAUCCGAUGAUAAACCGAAAAAGGCUAAAGCCAAUGAAAAAACAAAAAAAAACGUUGUCCGGCGUAAAAAGGUUAGUCAGCGAAGACCUUAUAAUUUGGCCGAUGAAAGAAUGAGGGAGGCACAAAACGAAAAACUUAACACUUCUUUAGUAAUUAAUAAAACGGACAAUGAAGUAUUGACAGAACCUGACCUUGUUUUGGAAGCUCCACCUCAAAUGGAAGUCAUGGGAAGUGAAAUAGAUGAAACAGUUACAACCGCAUCUCGUCCUAAUAAAAGUGGAAAGAAAAAGAAAAAAAUCACGGUUAAAAAGGAUGCCAAACUUAAAAUCGACAGAAAAAAUGAUAAUGAUGAUAAAACUCUAAGCCCGCUACCCGGAUUGGUAAUAGAAGCGAUGCCAUCUCGAAAUGAAGACCCUAAUGAUUCUGUGUGCACACAAGUCAUGAAUAAACUGAAGAAAAUAUACCACGAUGGUCCUGACAUUGUCGACGAAUCUAACACAACACAAAAUAUGCUUCUAGAUAUAGAUAAGGAUUUUAGUCAUCAUUCUAUUUCCAAUGACUUUGGCAGAAUGUCUCCAAACAUUUCGGAUAUCAAGCAAACAAAUUCUAAACAUAUAAUAACAAGAAAAAAUAAUGCAAUAUUAACAGAAAACGAGAAUGUUAUUGAAGAAAUCAGUUUUGAGGAAAUCACAGAGAACGUGCGCCGAAGAAAAGGUGGCGACAUUGUUAAUAUAUCUGAUGUACAAUCGGAAAAAUCUAUAGCUACAGUUGGAAAAUCUCCGAUAAACGCUCACGGAAAUAUUGACGAAGCACCACCGGACAAAAUACUCCUCCUCAAAAGAGUACAAUCAAGGGAUCUGACGAUAGAUGAUAUGGACACUUCUAUAAAAGAUUAUUAUCUAAAACUUAAAGAACAAUUAAACCAACCAAAUUCGAGCGAAAAUAGCUCGGGGAUCCUGGAAAUCGAUUUAAAAGGAGCAGAUAAUAAUUCGCAAUUUGCUUCACCUGUUGCACAGAGGCUUGAAAGGUCGAAUGACGUUUUUCGAGGGCCAAUAAGAAAAUCAGAUGGAAGAUGUGGUGGUAAAAUUGAUUUAAUUGAAAAUUUCUCUGAAAAAGUUGUGUCACCCGACGCAAAAGCAUCUAAGUGUAAAUUAAACAUUUUUGAUAAGAUUAAAAUGGACUUGAUUGAAGAAAGCUCAAACAGCUCGAGGAAAUGCAUAUCUCCUGUCGUGUCCUUGACUAAAAUGUCGUACGAUGAUAUCUCUAGAUGGCUGCCAUCGAGACGAAACUCAUCUGAUUCUUCAAACUCUCAAAUAUCUAAACCGAUAGAAAAAAUCAAAGAUGUGUCAGAAAAAUCGUUUUUACGUCCAAUAUCGAGUGUUAAUGCCAAAGAUAUAAGAUCUGUCCCUCAAAACACAUCACAAGAAGUGAGUUUAUCUUCUAAAAGUAGUUCUAAAGGGAAUAAAACUAAAAAAGGUAUCAGAUUGCAGUACAAUCUUAGGUCAGCGUCUAAAACUAUUUCUUCUAUUACAAAAAUUGAGACAGAUAUAGACGGUAAUAAUAAUGAUCAUAAUAGUAUCACUGCUCGUAAAAGUAUAAUUUCUCCUAUCAAACUGCUUGACGAAUUAGAAGCUUUUAUAACUCCGCAAAUAACCGAAAAAGAAAAUACUAUAACGGAACCGAUUGGACUUGAAGAAAGAGGGAAAAAUCCCGUAUUGAAUAUAUCAGUGUCUUCGAAAAGAUUAAAGAAAUCGGCAGGCAUAUCGAGUGGUGAAUCGAAUAUUAGUUCAUCGACAAGAGUAGAUGGGAGGGUAUCCAUAAGGGGUGCUAAAAGGAAAUCCGACACUCCGGAGAGAGUGUAUGGCAAGAAGGGGAAAAUGGAAGUAAUCACUGAGAGCGGCCCUAGUAUGUCCAGCGUCGAUGAUUGGCUGAAAAAGAGCGCUCCCACAAUUGCAGGUAAAAAUUUGGACGAUUCCUACGCAGAAACAGUUCAAAAUAUAAUGGAGAAACUGGACACAACCUUGGCUGAGAUCCACCAAAAUACCAGCAAAAACUUCCUCCAUUUAUUCGUGGAAGCGCAGCGUCACCUGGCAUUGGCGAAACACGAGCGUCGCCGCGCGCUGAAGCAAGUCGCCACUGAUGUACUGAAGGAGGUCGUCAAUGUACUGGACAGGAAGUUUGACGAUUUGGAAAAGAGAAACCAAGAAAUGGACACGGAAUUCAUGGAGCAAUUGAAAAGUCGCGCCGCGGAGUUUAUUCGCGAGGACUGUAAGAAGAAACGGGUGAUGGUGGCGCUCCUACGGGAAGAUAUCAACGCUACAGUCCACCGCAUACAUAGCCAGGAUACUGAAUAAAGAUAUACGCUACAGUCCACCGCAUUUAUAGCCAAAUGGAAUGUAUAUAAUGUAAGGAAUAAAAAAGGAUUUUCAUUUUUAAAUAAAAAACAAUACGUUUAUUUUGCACAAGUAUAAUCUCAAAAUUGUUUUAUGUAUGUUUCAUGUACCAUUACCAUUACAUAUAAACACGAAUUUGUUUUAUCAUUACCAUGCGACAAGUAAACGCAUAAUCUAGCACGUAUUUCAAUGCAAUGUUCAAUUUUACGUCAAAUGAGCUGUUGAAAUAUAUUUUGAUAAAUAAGAGCUUGUUAAAUGUAAUAUAUUGAUGUUAAAAAGAAUGUCGUUAUAUUUUUGUUAAUGAGUUGGUUUAUUUUUGUUUUAAAAUAUGUUUAGUGUAAGUUAAAGUGUCAAUUUUAAUUCUUUUAUUUAUAUAAUGUUCAUUCUCAUUAUGAAUUUUGUUUCACAAUAAAUGAUUUUUAAUUAAA
This is a messenger RNA of Plodia interpunctella (Indianmeal moth), 6209 nucleotides long. RefSeq lists its product as uncharacterized. Lineage: Eukaryota; Metazoa; Arthropoda; Insecta; Lepidoptera; Pyralidae. The transcript is spliced from 14 exons. The coding region runs from base 16 to 5742 and encodes 1908 amino acids. The record is from RefSeq and is a predicted model, not a curated record.